Messenger RNA from Nelumbo nucifera (sacred lotus), 1270 nucleotides. Its product is annotated as nuclear protein. Lineage: Eukaryota; Viridiplantae; Streptophyta; Magnoliopsida; Proteales; Nelumbonaceae. The record is from RefSeq and is a predicted model, not a curated record.
GUCGUCAGUCGUCACUUAUGAACAGAAAAGAGAUAAAAAAAUAGUACAGCAUGUUCCCCGUAGCUCAGCAUCCAGCAAGUUGGGGUGGGUUUAUAAGUCCACAGCCCCGGCGCACGGAUGGCCAACGCAGUUGCAAUCUGUUCUACUAGUUCCAUCUGGCGUCACUGCAGCAGAGCCACUGUCAGGUCUAGUGGUGUCAAGGUUAGGGCGUCGGCGGCAAUGGCGGCCACCACCACUGUUGUCCCCGCCAUCAUCGUCGGAGGUGGGCGAGUAGGAAAAGCUUUGCAAAGCAUGGGGGACGGCUCCGAUGUGCUUGUGAAGAGAGGGGAAUCUGUGCCGCUCGAUUUCCCUGGACCCAUCUUGGUCUGCACCAGGAACGACGACCUCGAAGCUGUUCUUCAAUCCACUCCUCAAUCCCGGUGGAGCGACUUGGUUUUUUUCCAGAAUGGGAUGCUUGAGCCAUGGCUUGAGAGCAAAGGCCUAGGUGAUGCCGACCAGGUUUUGGCGUAUUUCGCCGUUUCCAAGCUUGGAGAGCCUCCGGUGGAUGGGAAGACGGAUACCAAUCCCGAGGGAUUAACGGCGGCAUACGGGAAAUGGGCAUCUGCUGUGGCAUCAAGAUUGCAUGCUGGAGGCCUUUCUUGCAAGGUCCUCGACAAGGRAGCUUUUCAGAAGCAAAUGUUAGAGAAACUAAUAUGGAUAUGUGCUUUCAUGCUGGUUGGAGCCCGGCAUCCGGGAGCCACAGUAGGUGUUGUGGAGAGCCAAUACCGUUCUGAGGUUGCCAGUCUCAUUGGAGAACUUGCAUCUGCAGCAGCAGCCGAGAAAGGCUUGGUAUUUGAAGAAGCCAUAGUGGAAAGGUUGUGUGCUUAUUCCAGGGCUGUUGCACACUUCCCAACUGCUGUUAAAGAGUUCAAGUGGAGGAAUGGAUAUUUCUAUUCACUCACCCAGAAAGCACUUGCUGAAAGAAAGGCAGAUCCAUGCCCUCUACACACAACAUGGCUCAAGGAACUAAAAGUUGUGUAGAUAUAAGGUUACUCCCCCUCCCCCUUCUUCCUCACCAUUGCAUGAGAUCUAUCAGCACUUGACAAACAUUAUGCAGUGUAGGUUUUGGUCUAUUGAGGUAUCAUCACGUAGUUUCAAGGUCAUCGGUUUUAAUUUGCUAUUCCUUAUUUCUCCCUUUAGGCUGUGUUCCGUUUGAUAGAAAAUUAGAGAAACAGACGAGGGAAAUUCAAUUCACAAAAUUUAUUGAGAACUUUCCUCUCUUAUUUUAUCA